GAAUGUAUAUUAAGUUUGCUAUUUCAGUUAGAGCUAAUUCUAAAAGGAGACCGACCGUACUGUAUUUUAGGCGAUAUUUGUAGAUAGCGUUACAUUUCAGUAGUGUGUGUGUGUGUUAACAUGAACAUGUUACUAACAAUAUUGGAUUAUUAGCAGCAGACAGAAAAGGUACAAUUACAUAGAUGAAGUUGUUAUCUAGUUUUUUUUUCAAGACCAUUUAUUUUUCUCACAAUCGUGUGAGUGGCAUUGUUAACUUCACGUGUCUUAAAUUAUGUGCAUACAUGCGGAAGUAUUGUAAUUUUCAGAUUAGUUUAGUUUACACAUUGUGAUAUGUGAUACACGUGCUGGAAAAGUUAAUUGUGAGUGAACAUUUCUUAAAAUUUUAGAAUUGCACAACUAAAUAUGACGGUAAUAAGGACAAGAAAAAAAUACAAGGUGGUGGGGGUUUUCAUAAUUGUGAUAUUUCUGAAACUCUCCUGUGCAUCGGGAUAUUUGCUCGAGUUGGCAAAAUAUAUACCUUCCGGGAUCCAAGUCCCGUCUUGGAUCACGUAUCAAAAUCAGGAUAAGACAAGUGGAAAGAGAUUUUCGAACAAUGCGGUCGGCAUUAUACGAGGGAAUGGCUACCCCGUGGAAGUCCACAAUGUCAUUACGGACGACGGAUUUAUUCUCGAAAUGCACAGAAUCCCACGAAUUUUCCCAUCGCAAAAUAUGCUCCCAGUGCUUCUGAUGCACGGAAAUUUGCAAUCUUCGGCCGACUGGGUAAUCAAUUCCCCAGCAAAUAAUUCAUUCGCAUUUAUCCUGUUCGACAUGGGAUACGACGUGUGGCUUGGAAACCACAGGGGCAACACGUACUCCAAGCGUCACUCCUUGUACAGCAUAAAUUCUGCCAAAUUCUGGGAUUUCAGUUUCCAUGAAAUGGGUCAGUACGAUUUUCCAGCUUUGGUGGAUUACGUCCUGAAACAAACUGGUCACUCGAAACUUCACUAUAUCUCGUUUUCCUACAGCACUACGGUUUUUAUUGCUGGUCUCACUUUAAAACCGGAAUACAAUGCAAAAAUCGCGUCAGGAAUUGUAAUGGGACCCAGCGUAUUUCAAGCCAACUUUGCUAACGGAUUGUUCUACUAUUUUUCAUUCUCAGCGAAAUUGAUAAGUGCAUUUAUGGAUAUUUUCGGAACAAUUCCACUCCUACCGCAUUUCUACACUUCCCUGUUAAACGUGAUCCUUCCUAUUUUCUGCAACCCAAAAUUCGACGUAAUUGGAAUUUGUCCCAAUUUUAUCCGCCUAGCUUUAGGAGACGAUGGAAAUCUCAUCAGAAAGGAGCAACUUCCCCUCAUCACUUCGGUCGCCCCAGCUCCAUCAGGUCUCAAGCAAGUGAAUCACCUCCUGCAGCUUACGGGAUCCAGAAAUUUUGUACAAUACGAUUACGGUCGAGCUCGAAAUAUCCAACUUUACGGAGCGAUUAAGCCUCCGUCGUAUAAUUUAAGUGAGAUCAGAGUCCCGAUAGCACUUUUUGUGGGGGGCUACGACUUCAUAGCGCAUCGUGAAGAUGCGAAAAAGUUGGCGUCGAAAUUGCCAAAUUUGUACGAGUAUUAUAAUGUUCCUUAUAAGCAGUUUUGCCAUAUAGACUUUACCUACGGAAGAGAGGUAGCGGCGGAUGUGUAUUUUCAUGCAGUUGAUAUUAUGAAGAAGCAUGACCCUUGAAAUUGGGAAAAUUUCAAUUACUGUGAUACUAGUUUGAACCUUUUUUUUAGGAAUUUUUGCAACAAUUAGUAAAGUAUGUGUUUAAUAUUUUUGCCAUAAUUAUUUAUUUAUACGAGCUUAUUUAUUCUCGGUUUUAUGUAGGUAUGUAUGUAUUUGUGGAUUAAUUUAAAAUAAAAAGCAAUCAGUAUUAUUGCAAA
Folsomia candida is the source of this 1898-nucleotide messenger RNA. RefSeq names its product lipase 3. The record is from RefSeq and is a predicted model, not a curated record. The transcript is spliced from 8 exons. Bases 403 to 1701 code for a protein of 432 amino acids. Lineage: Eukaryota; Metazoa; Arthropoda; Collembola; Entomobryomorpha; Isotomidae. Gene Ontology annotation, molecular function: hydrolase activity, acting on ester bonds. Gene Ontology annotation, biological process: lipid metabolic process.